UGCGGCCACCGCCGUGCCGCCGCCGUCCUUCUGCCGCCGCCGUCGCCUCCGUCGCGAUGCCCGCCGCCACGGGCCCUGCCGCGCCCGCUGCGCAGGAGGCGCUGGAAAUCGCUGGCCGCAUCAUCGACCGGCAGAUCCAGGAUGACCGCUGCUACCCGGACUUGUCGGAGCUGCUGGCGGUGCCGGCGCCUGGUAGCCCUACUGUAUCUGGUAUGUCAGAUAUGGAUUAUCCUUUACAAGGACCAGGUUUGCUGUCCAUACCCAAUCUUCCGGAAAUCAGCUCAGUCCGCCGAGUCCCACUUCCACCAGAGCUAGUGGAGCAGUUUGGACAUAUGCAGUGCAAUUGUAUGAUGGGAGUAUUUCCAGAGAUAAGCCGAGCUUGGCUGACCAUUGACAGUGACAUCUUUAUGUGGAACUAUGAGGAUGGAGGAGAUCUGGCUUAUUUUGAUGGCCUCAGUGAAACUAUUAUUGCAGUGGGCCUUGUAAAGCCAAAGGCAGGUAUCUUCCAGCCUCAUGUACGACACUUACUUGUUCUGGCUACUCCUGUGGAUAUUGUGAUUUUGGGGCUUCAUUGUUCUAAUAUACAAUCAGGCACUGGGUCACUCAAUGACAGCAUGUCUGGCGGAAUGCAGCUGCUACCAGAUCCUCUGUAUUCGCUUCCUACUGACAACACUUACAUCCUGGCAAUCACAUCCACUGAUAAUGGAAGGAUCUUUCUGGCAGGAAAAGAUGGCUGCUUAUAUGAAGUAGCAUACCAGGCUGAAGCAGGCUGGUUUAGCCAGCGCUGUAGAAAAAUUAAUCAUUCAAAGAGUGCACUGUCUUUUCUUAUUCCUUCGUUGCUACAGUUCACAUUCUCAGAGGAUGACAAAAAAAUGAAAGGCGAACCACAUGAAAAAGGAACAAUCUCUGGUUUUGCAAACUUUAGGUAUGGUGGAGAAGCACAAAUGAGAUUUCCAUCAGCUCUGCCUCCUCCCAGCAACGUUGGACCUAUUUUGGGUUCUCCUGUUUCUGCAGUAACAGGUCCAGGUGGAAGAUGGCACCAUUCUUCUACUACUUUCUCGGUUUGCUCAAAGGGUUCACCUUUGACUGUUGAUAGUCCAUAUUCUAAUCCUAGCAUUUUGACAUCUGGGCAAGGUUUACAACCUCCUGCUAUGUCAACUCCUAUUUUUCCUCCUGGAAAUUCCAUCUCUCACCCUGGUACAUCCAUUAGUGGAAUGAUGGGUCCCGAGAUAGUGUUUUCUGGAAGACACAAUGGCAUCUGCAUAUACUUUGCCCGGAUUAUAGGAAAUAUUUGGGAUGGCAGUAUAGUCGUGGAGAGAGUUUUCAAAAGUGGCAAUCGAGAAAUUGUUGCAAUAGAAAGCAGUGUUCCAGCCCGUAUGCUGGAAUGUGUGCUACAAGAACUGAAAGGUUUACAAGAAUUUUUGGAUAGAAAUUCACAGUUUACUACAGUAGGAGCACUUGGAAACCCAAGUUUCAGCACCCCAGCCAAUCUACAGCAGAGGCUCCUGGGUUUUAUGCGGCCUGAUGGUGGAAGUUCUCAGCAAGUCCAGCAAGAACUCCAAAGGAAAUAUCAUGCUGAGGCACAGCUAACUGAGAAGACCUCACUUCAAGGCAUCCAGCAGCUUGUUCGCAAAACCUGCCAGGCAUUGGCUUUAUGGAAGUUGCUAUGUGAGCACCAAUUCAGUGUUGCUGUAGGUGAGCUUCAAAAGGAGCUUCAAGAACAGCUAAAGAUUACCGCUUUUAAAGACUUGGUGAUUAGAGAUAGAGAGUUGACUGGAGCACUCAUUGCCUCUCUUAUAAACUGUUACAUCAGAGAUAAUGCGGCUGUGGAUGGAAUCAUUGCCCAUUUGCAAGAUAUCUGUCCUCUUCUUUAUAGCACCGAUGAUGCUGUAUGUUCAAAGGCAAAUGAACUUCUUCAGCGGUCUCGACAAGCUCAAAGCAAAAUGGAAAAAGAGAAGAUGCUGAGGGAGUCACUGAAAGAGUACCAGAAGAUCAGCAAUCAAGUAGACCUUGCUAAUGUUUGUGCACAGUACAGACAGGUGCGUUUCUAUGAGGGAGUAGUAGAGCUCUCUCUUACAGCUGCUGAAAAGAAAGAUCCCCAAGGUCUUGGCCUUCAUUUCUAUAAAAAUGGAGAACCAGAAGAAGAUGUUGUUGGACUCCAAGCUUUUCAAGAAAGAUUGAACAGCUACAAGUGUAUCACUGACACCCUUCAAGAAUUAGUGAAUCAAAGUAAAGCUGCUCCUCAGUCUCCUAGUGUACCCAAAAAGCCAGGUCCUCCAGUGCUGUCAUCUGACCCCAACAUGUUAAGCAAUGAAGAAGCUGGACAUCAUUUUGAACAAAUGCUAAAGCUGGCCCAGCGUUCAACAGACGAGCUCUUCAGCAUUGCACUUUACAACUGGUUGAUACAAGCUGACUUGGCGGACAAACUGUUACAGGUUACUGCCCCCUUUUUGGAGCCCUACCUAGUGCGGAUGACCAAGAUUGACCAGAACAAAGUCCGCUAUAUGGAUUUACUGUGGAGAUACUUCGAAAAAAAUAGAAAUUUUAGUAAUGCUGCCAGAGUCUUGGCUAAGUUAGCUGACCUCCAUAGCACAGAAAUCUCUCUUCAGCAGCGUCUUGAAUACAUUGCACGUGCCAUUUUGAGUGCCAAAAGUUCCACUGCCAUAUCCUCUUUAGCUGCAGAUGGUGAAUUCCUACAUGAACUAGAAGAGAAAAUGGAAGUUGCAAGGAUCCAGCUUCAAAUACAAGAAACAUUACAGCGGCAGUAUUCUCAUCAUUCUUCGGUACAAGAUGCAAUCUCCCAGCUUGAUGCUGAGCUUAUGGAUAUAACCAAGCUGUAUGGAGAAUUUGCUGAUCCUUUUAAGCUCUCGGAAUGUAAGCUUGCAAUUAUACAUUGUGCAGGUCAUUCUGAUCCUAUCUUGGUGCAAACUCUCUGGCAAGAAGUCAUUGAAAAAGAGUUGAGCGAUGGUGUAUCUCUGAGUCCUGCUGACAGAAUGCAAGCGCUUUGCCUGAAGCUGGCAUUGCUUGGAAAGAUCUAUGCUGGCACACCUCGCUACUUUCCUUUAGAUUUUCUAGUGCAGUUUCUAGAGCAACAAGUCUGCACUUUGAACUGGGAUGUAGGUUUUGUAACAUACACCAUGCAAGAAAUUGGAGUGCCAUUGCCAAGACUGCUUGAAGUGUAUGACCAGCUGUUCAAAGCACGGGAUCCAUAUUGGAGUCGAAUGAAAAAGCCUUUGCACCUCUUAGAGUGUAUUCACGUAUUACUGUCAGGAUAUGUACAGGAUCCAAGCAGAGUACCUAUGAGGCGACGAUUCACAAAUGUUUGCUUGGAUGCUGUUAGUUGCUACCUAGUUGAACUUCAGUCUAUGAGCCCCACCCUAAUGGUGCAGACUACUAUUGGGAAUUUUAAAUCUCUGCAGGCCAAGUUAGAACGGCUUCACUGAUUGACUAAUACAAGAACAGAAUCAUUAGUGCAGGUCAUGCUAACUGAAAUAAAGGUUCCGAUGUUGGCACUGAAUUACGAACGAACAAAUCCUCAGAAAAAAAUCCUGAGAGUUUUCUCCUGCCAUAGUUAUCAAAUGUGUGGCCUGUAUUCAUGCUAUUUUAAAAGUAUCUACAAACUGUAGAAUGUAAAUGUGACAAAUGGAGUUUCUUUUACUUUUGCUUUUAUUACUACUAGGUUUUUUAACAAUAGAAAGCUUUUUUUUGUACUGUUGAAAUAAAAUAAUACAUUGUGUGACCUUUGCCAUGGGGAUAAAUAAUAUUUCAAAAAUAUUUUCUUUUUCUUUGUUUUAAAUAAUGGGGAAAAGCCAUAAUUUCCCCUAUUCUAUCUUAAUAUGUUGUAUCUGUUAAAAUCAAAUAAAGAAGUCAAAAAGUGA
Molecule: messenger RNA, 3878 nt
Organism: Lonchura striata (white-rumped munia)
Lineage: Eukaryota; Metazoa; Chordata; Aves; Passeriformes; Estrildidae
Source: RefSeq, a predicted model, not a curated record